AUCACAAUUUCCACGAUUUCGUAUGUUAAAAUUUUUCUUAUCGUUCGUCAGCAUCAACUACAAAUUCAAGCCCAACAUCAGGCUAUACAGAACCUAAGUACUGCAAAUCGUACUCUGCAUCUCAACAAAAGUGCCAUAAACACUUUUAUAUACUUCAUGUUUAUGAUUCUGUGUUAUUCUCCACUAUUCGCUUCCACGUUGAUUUUAGCUAUUUAUCAAAAACACGAAACAGAGGCAUGGAAUUUUGCAGAUACGAUUUCUUUUAUGAACUCGUGUAUAAAUCCAGUCUUGUACUGUUGGCGUCUUAGGGAGCUACGGACGGCAGUUUUGAAAAUACUGAGAAAAAUGUCGUGUAGCCAAAUCGGUGAAUCUUAA
Messenger RNA from Porites evermanni, 375 nucleotides. NCBI's taxonomy places the organism in Eukaryota, Metazoa, Cnidaria, Anthozoa, Scleractinia, Poritidae. The record is from the annotation of a GenBank genome assembly.